AUGGACGAUACACCAUUAUCGCAGCAUACAUACCAAACACAAAAUGAGUAUAUUAAAAUAGAAGUAUAUUUUUCAACAUUAGAUAUUUUGGUGAAUUCUCUGAAUGAAAGGUUUCAACAAGAAACUGUUGAUAUUAUUUGUGCAGUAGCUAAAUUAAUCAACUUAGAGUUUAAUAUUGAGUCUUCAAACUUAUUCCAAAGGUUUUUUCAUGUAGUUGCAGAAAAUUUAGAAGCCGAGAUUAUCAUUUUGAAAAAUAUGAAAGAUACGCCUAGACCUAUAGGAAAUUCAGUAAGCACUAUACAUGAAUGGCUUGAUUGGCUGUCAAUAAAAGGAAGAGCAGAUAUUUUCAAACAGUUUCUACAAGUAUUAAGGAUAUUUGUUGUAAUACCUGUGACCAGCUGUUCAUGUGAAAGAACUUUUUCAAAAUUAAGCAUCAUAAAAAAUAAAUUAAGAAGCACAAUGUCUCAGGAUAGGUUAAAUUCGUUAUUGUUUCUGUUUGUUGAACAAAAAAUGACUGCAAAUGUUAAUAUUGAUGAAGUCAUUGACCAGUUUAAAUUAAUGGUACCAAAUGAUAGAAGACUUGUUUUAUAA
This is a messenger RNA of Macrosiphum euphorbiae (potato aphid), 591 nucleotides long. The record is from the annotation of a GenBank genome assembly. Lineage: Eukaryota; Metazoa; Arthropoda; Insecta; Hemiptera; Aphididae.